Carassius auratus (goldfish) is the source of this 2463-nucleotide messenger RNA. RefSeq names its product terminal nucleotidyltransferase 5A-like. The record is from RefSeq and is a predicted model, not a curated record. The transcript has 2 exons. NCBI's taxonomy places the organism in Eukaryota, Metazoa, Chordata, Actinopteri, Cypriniformes, Cyprinidae. Bases 358 to 1539 code for a protein of 393 amino acids. Gene Ontology annotation, molecular function: RNA binding; poly(A) RNA polymerase activity. Gene Ontology annotation, biological process: mRNA stabilization.
GGGGGGCGGGCACAUGGAAUUCCGUUCUUAUGGAGGUUCUAAUUAUUCAUAAAGCGGACCAAUUGAGAGGCGUAUGUAAAUGAGUCAGGUUUAAAUGUAUUUGUAGGCUUAUCCCAGACUCAGCGAAUGAACGCUAGACUGGAGUGAGCAGACCGCGACUGUAGGAGACGCUUCAUUUCGUUUGUGCAUCGAUAAUAAUCUGGAUUCUUUUGCUUUGAUACAAUCUUUUUUAAAACCCACGCUUUGAAACCGAUUUGACGUUCUACUCCUAAACCGAAAUAAGCGGAGAUCAUAUAGUCGGGGCAUCCAGCUGACAUCCACCGAGCAGACGCGAGUCUUCACCGGACUGAGCUCGCCAUGUCCUCCGGGGAUGAGUCGGAGCAGAGCCGGCGCUGCUGUGUUCUGUCGUGGGAGCAGGUGCAGCGUCUGGACUCCAUCCUGGGAGAAUGUGUCCCGAUCCACGGCCGAGGAAACUUCCCUACACUGUCCGUUCAGCCACGGCAUAUCGUGCAGGUGGUUCGUGCUCGUCUGGAGGAGCGAGGCGUAGUGGUGCGGGAUGUGAAGCUGAAUGGCUCAGCUGCCAGUUAUGUGCUCCACCAGGACACUGGACUUGGCUACAAAGAUCUGGACCUGAUCUUUGGUCUGAGUCUGACCGAUGACAGGACCUUCCGUCUGGUGAAGGACGUGGUCCUUGACAGCCUCCUGGAGUUCCUGCCUGCUGGCGUGAGCCGGGACCGCAUCAACGCCCUGACCCUGAAGGAAGCGUAUGUGCAGAAGCUGGUGAAGGUUUGCAAUGACACGGACCGCUGGAGCCUCAUCUCACUUUCCAAUAACACUGGCAAAAACGUGGAGCUAAAAUUUGUGGAUUCCCUGCGACGGCAGUUUGAGUUCAGCGUGGACUCUUUUCAGAUCGGCUUGGACUCGCUGCUGCUUUUCGACCGCUGCUCCGAGACACCCAUGUCCGAGAGUUUCCAUCCCACUGUGCUUGGAGAGAGCAUGUUUGGAGACUUUAAAGAAGCGUUGGGACACCUACAUGCCAAAAUCAUCGCUACGCACAGUCCGGAAGAGAUCCGUGGUGGCGGGCUCUUGAAAUACUGCCACCUGCUGGUAAGAGGUUUCCGUCCAGUGUCUGAGACGCAGAUGAAGACGCUCCAGCGCUACAUGUGCUCACGCUUCUUCAUCGACUUCCCAGACAUCAAUGAGCAGCAGAGGAAGUUGGAGGCGUACCUGCAGAACCACUUUAACGGCAUGGAGCACAAAAGGUACGAUUGCCUCGUGACUCUCCAUCGUGUGGUAGACGAAAGCACCGUGUGUCUCAUGGGCCAUGAGCGGAGGCAGACGCUCAUGCUCAUCUCCUCUCUGGCACUACGUGUGCUGGCCGAACAGAACGCGAUUCCUGCACUGUCUAAUGUUACGUGUUACUACCAACCGGCACCCUAUGUCAGAGACGUCAACUUCAGCAACUAUUAUGUAGCACAUGUGCAUUCGCCCAUUUCUGCCUGUAACAACUCCUAUCAGACAUGGCUGCCUUGUAGCUGAGCUAUAAAAGGACAAACACUGCUGGGGAAUAUUUGCAGUUUUCAGAUGAUGUUUGGUUAAAAUCCUCAGACUUUCCAAGGGGAAUCUCAUUAAAACAUGUUGAUGUCACAACUCACAGAAAAAUAACAUAUUUUGUGCAAAGAAAUGACCAUUUCUCAAUUGUGAUUCUCAUUAUACUUUCAUAUUUUUUUAUGAGAAUUAAAGUGAAAAUCAAGACAUUACAGCAAAUACGAGAUAUUUUGGGAUUUGGAAAAUUCUUGUACUAAAUAUUUCUUUAAAAUUAUUUCACGCUGAAAAACAAAAAAAUAAAAAAAUAAUGGUCUUACAAGUAGGCUUAACUUUCUUUAUGCAUAAUAUUGUCAUAAUAUAAUCAUAUAUAUUAUAAUAUAUGAUUUCAUGAGAUUUUUUUUUUUUGUUGCUUUUGUGCAAAAUUGGAUAGAGACCAAAUGUGAGAUAUUGUGUCUUAAUGUGGAUGCCACCAACCUGUUUCACUGAACUUCAUUGGGAGGAAGGUGGGGAAAUGUCUAAAGCACUUCAUUACUCUAUGUAUGUGUAACCCAUUCAUGUUUUAUAAGUGAAACAUUUUUAAGUUAUGAAACCGCUUUUGUUGAGGUUAUGCAAAAAAAGAGAAACAAACAAAAUCAAGAAAAACAGUAUAUCUUGGAGACUAUGUUCAGUUCAGUUGCUACUUUCCUUAUUUGAAAAAACGGAGUACCAAAGACUUUACAUGUUGCAGUUUAAGUGUAAUGUUACUUCUGUGACUUCAAGUGCCUGAAACCAACUACAAACUGAUCUGUAUGUAAAUUAUAAAUGUUUAUUGUUCUGUUCUCCAGGCUACUGUAUAGUACAGUAUUUUUUUUUUUCAGGGUAAUGGCAUUUCCUUUCCAAAUCAUAAAAAAAGAAAUAAAGCUAAAAUUGCUCCUA